Molecule: messenger RNA, 1569 nt
Organism: Meloidogyne enterolobii
Lineage: Eukaryota; Metazoa; Nematoda; Chromadorea; Rhabditida; Meloidogynidae
Source: the annotation of a GenBank genome assembly
AUGGAUGAAUUGAUGGAAACUACCAAGGACGACCCUUUGGCGAUGUUGCAUCCAUCUGGAAAAUAUGUCAAGUCGAUAAUGCACUUUCAAGCACGUCUACAAAGAAAACAUGAACCCUUUCCUGGUCAAUCUGAGGAUGUUACCGGCUCGCCUUAUACUGAAGAACAAGUGGAGGUGCCAGACCAGUACAAAUGUUUUCUGUGCAAAGGGCUAUUGAGAGAUGCUGUUUUAGCCGCCUGUUGUGGGCAUAGCUUCUGUGCUGAAUGUUACCAACAACAGCUUCUGGCCAAUCCAUUGGAACAAUGCCCCGGUCCUGACUGCUCACAACAAAUCAGUGCGGAUUCUCUCAUUCCAAAUAAGAGUUUACGUGCAGCGAUUCAGAAAUAUUUGAACGAGCUCCAAACUGGUGGCGAAACAACAGAUCAACAAACAGGAGGAGUCAAUAAGCCAAGUGUGUUGACUGAUACGCAGUCACUUUUGCAUAAACUGAUGCCGGACUUGGCUCUAGCUCAAGCACAAAGAGAAUUGGCUACUACUACUGGACCGUCAGUAGCAGCAACAAACAUUCCAGCUUCAAUUGUACAACCGCCGCCUUCAAAGCCACCACCAAUUUUUAUUGGUUUGAAGAAUGCGUCUGAUCCUCUAACUUCAUCAACUGUCAAUGUAACAACACAGGAUACCAGUUCUUAUGUUACUGCUCCUGCCCUUUCUUCUCAACCUGCUUCAAUCAAUAACAUUCCAGCCGCGUCAACUGCUUCAUCGUUGCAAGGAGCUCCUCUUUUUCUACCACAAAUUCCAAUUUUUGAUCCAAAAAGGCCUCCUCCUCCUAUCAAUAUUCCAAUUUCUGCAGCUCAAAAUGUUCCAAUUACUCCUCCAAUUAUUUCUUCAUCUACACAUAUAACAGCUGAAAAUGGAUCCGUUAGUCAUGUUAGCACUUCAAUUAAUACAGCUCAACAAAAAGGUUUGGUUAGUGCGUCGCCUCUUUCUGCGCAGGAGUUAAGCUCAGUCUGGGAAAAUUUCUUGAAACGCAAAGACAAGGAUUCGGCAGCGAAAAGUAUUGUUGCCGCAGCAGCGUCUUCAGGGCAAAGUGGUGGUGGAUAUCCUUCUCUUCCCCCAAUGUCAAGCGCUUCUUCUGAUGCAGUUAUUCAGUCACAACAAAGAACGAGUGAAGGUUUAAAUACGGAAUUGCGACCGCCUGGUUCAGUUACUCCUGUUAGUACUACUGGAUUAGUUCCUCCCGGAAUUGGACAAGACCAUUCAAGCAUUAUUGGGUCUUCUAUCUCUUCAAAUUUGUUGGCAAAUAUUGGUGGUGUAAGGCCGUUGAAUCCUCCACUUGCAUCAAACAUUCCAUAUCAGUCAACAACUAUUCGACCUAUGGGUCCUCAUGUACCUGACAGUGAAAUAACUCAAGUUUGGCUUUCUUUCUUGCGAAUGAAGGACAGUCAACAACAAAAUCGUCAAUACAAGAAGCGGUACUCAAUUUCUCCAGAGAGAAGAACCCCAUCUCCUCAAGACCAGUUUUCUCGAAGAUCUCGAGCAGUUGGUGGUAACUAUCGUCGAAGGUUUUGA